Drosophila navojoa is the source of this 4082-nucleotide messenger RNA. Its product is annotated as AF4/FMR2 family member 4. The record is from RefSeq and is a predicted model, not a curated record. Lineage: Eukaryota; Metazoa; Arthropoda; Insecta; Diptera; Drosophilidae.
UUUGCGGUGUCUUUUCACAUUUCAGUAGUUUCCGUUAAUGCGUUCGGCUCGUUGAAAAGUGUCUGUACUUGGGAUUUGCCUCUUUUCAUUUUUCAUUAUUUCUUCUUUUUUUUUUUUUUGUUCGUUCGAUUUUACGCUUCGGUUUACGACGGGCCGGUCCUGCAACCAAUUGCAAAGUUAAUCAGAAAAGCAAUCAAACAAUAUCAGAACUGUCAACGGGAGAAAAUAAAACUACGGCAAAUCAACCAACCAAAGUAAAAGACAUUCUCAGUUGAGACAGAGUUUAAACGAUACGAGAACUAACGCCAAAAACCGACAAAACAAUUGCAACGAAACAAAGUUAAAGAAAAUUGUGAAAAAUUCAAGAAUUUUUGUUAAGUGUUUAUUGAGUGCAAAAGAGUGAGAGUGAGAGAGAGAGAGAAAAUGCCGCUCUAUUCGGAUUCAAGCAACUAUUACUACAGCGGCGGCAGCAGCCAGCUGUACUCGCCCUACUACAGCUCGAGCUUGGGCAGCAGCAGCAGCACCACCAGUCCCAGCUACACCUCCAGCUACAAUCGCGCCUAUCCGGGCAGCUAUAUGGUGCCGCUGCUGCCCUCGCCGCGCUCGCCCAGCUACAGCAGCAGCAGCAGCAGCGGCAUCGGCAUCGGCAUCGGCAGCAGCGGCAACAGCAGCAGCAGCAUCCUGGGCCUAUCCUCGCGCUAUCAGCCCAAGCUGACUACGAUCACGGAGAGCUCCGGGCUGACGGGUCGCCACAGCGGACACAGCAGCCUCAUGCCACUGACGCGCAUCCAGUCGCCCAAGUACACAUCCGUCUCCAGCUACGGCAGCAGCAGCAACAGCAGCAGCAGUCGCUAUAUACCGCCGCGACCCAUCGCCAUCAAUACGGCGGACAUAGACGUGAGCUCGGCGAGGUAUAGGCGCUCGGCUGAGCCUGUGGAUUGCAAGCGCGAGCCGGAAGCCAACAAAGAACAGGCCAAGGAAGAGCCAAAGGAACAGCAACAACAAGAGCAACAGCAGCAACCAGAGCCACAGCAGCAGCAGCAGCAGCCCCGCCGAUCCACCAUACGCCGCAAUCGAGCUGUGGUGCGUCUCUCCACCAUACGCCGGCGCAGCAAGGAGCGCGUGGAGCAGGCGACGGCGUCCAGCGAGAAGCAGCAACAGCAGGAGCAGGAGCAUCAGUUCCGAGAUCUGCCGCCGCCGGCGGAGCCCAGCUUGAGCUGGCGCCAGAAGCUGGCCGAAGAGCUGGCCGCCUUUCCCACGAUCAGCAACAAGAAGUCGCCGGGUGAGCUGCUGCGCGAGCGUUUCUACAUACGCGACGAGAAGCAGGAGACGUUGGCGCCGCGGCAUCAGCAGCGUCAGCAGCAGCAACAGCUGCAGCUGCAGCAGCCGACGCAGGCAACGCUGCAGACGGCGGAGGCCAGCAGCGGAAACGAGUCCGAGCUGGAGCAGCAAACGGCAGAGGAGGAGCCGCAGCAGGAGAAGGCGGCACAGAUAACCGAGUCCAUACGCCGGCUGAGCCUAGUGCAGUGCCCGACCUUUCACGACAUCUGCGAGGACAUCUCCUCCGACAAGAUCGACGACGAUCUGAAUGCAGGCGAGCUGCGACGACGCGCCUCCAUCAUACAGGAGCAGGAGCAGGAGCUGCUCAACAAGCUGCAAAAAUCGAAUUCGGGCAGCUUCCAGCUGAUACACCUGGAGCGCCGCAGCAGCCACGACAGCACCACAGCGGACGAGGGCCAAGCCUCUGCUGCUGCCCCCGGCGGCACCAAGCAGACCGCCAAGAAGAAGAGCAAAAAACUGCGACACAAGAUCACAGCCGUGGUGGCCGUCGAUAACGCGGUGCUGCCGGUCCAGCACAUGCCCAGCGUCCAGGAGCUGGAGGAACAGCCACCCCAAGUCAGCAGCCCCAAGCCCAAAUUUACGGCCAAUGUGGAGACCAUGGAGGAGCAUCACCAGAUACACAAGAUAUUCAAGCUGCCCAAGAAAAAGUCGCCGGUUGAAGAGAGGCAACAGUCGCUGCCCGAGGGCUUCAUGAAAGCCUCGCCCAAGGCCAAGACAUCGCCGCUCAAAAAGGCUGCAAAGCCAAUGGAGCAGCAGCAGGAGCCGGAGAAGCAACAGCAACAUGUGAGUGUUGCUCAGAUAUUUACCUUCGAUGAGGCCGCCAUUCAGCAGAAUCGAGCAACAGCAACGCCCACAGUCGUUGCCACGCCCACGGUCGCGACCACGCCUGUUAAGACAGAGGGCGUUGCCACGCCCAAGCCCAUACGCAAGGCCUUGCAGAAGUCGGAGAGCGGCGAAGAUUUCUGGUCACAGAUCGGCUCACGGGAGACGCUCUACAUGACCAAUCGCCGGAAGGCGCAGAGCGAGCGUCAGCUGGAGGCGACCCCAGAAGGAGCCGAGCCCAAAGACGAGCUAGCAACAACAGCAGCAGCAACAGCAACAGCAGCAGCAACAGCAGCAGCAGCAGCAACACCUACAACACCGCUGCUCAGAUCCGAAAUUUUGAUUGAGCUAAAGCCAGCAACAUCAACAGUUGCUGCUACUGCAACCAAGCAGCCAGCAGCAACAGCAGCAAAGACAACAACAACAACAGCAUCAACAGCAAACGCACAGACAACAACAGCAACAACGACAACAACAACAACAGCAGCAGCUCUAGGCAAAUCAAAACUGAACGAAACGGCGACGGCAGCAACAAUAGCAAAAACAACGGCAGCAACAGCGACAACAGCGCCAAAAAUAAAUGCCGGGCAAGCAGCCAAGUCACCUGAACAACAACAGGCAACAGCAGCCGCAGCAGCAGCAGCAACAACAAUUGCAACUGCAGGGAAACAACAAACGGAAACCAAAUCGAAAUUGACGGAAAUUGUUGAGCCAAAGUCAAAGGUGCAAUCACCGAAAGCGACAAAGCCAAAAACUGCUGCAACAGCAGCCAAAAAGAAAGUCGCAGCUACUCCCACAGCAGCAGCAGCACCGACAGCACCAACAGCAGCAGCAGCGUCGGCAGCAACAACUUUGCCAGACAGCAAUGUGACCCCAAUCAAUGCCGAUCAAUUUAUAACGCUGGCCCCCACUAAGGCGGCCAAUGCGGCGCAACAGCAACAGCAGCAAUUGCAACCGCAGCAACAGCAACGCCUACAACAACAGAAGCGGCAACAGCAAUUAACAUCAACAGCAGCAAUAACAAUAGCAACAACUGGCGAUGAGCAAACGUCGCAGUUACGAGCUGUUGCUGCUGCUACGACAGCAGCGGCGGCGGCUGCUGCUGCUGCUGCUGAUGCUGCUGCUGCUGUUGUCGACAGCAGCAACAACAGCUGCGGCGAAGGCGUCGGCAAUAAUUUAUCAAAGUUUGCAACAGUAUCGAAUUUGGCACAGUGUCUGCGAGACGUGGACGCCGAGCUAGAGGACUAUAUACCGUCGUCGGCGGAAAGCAGCGAAGAGAGCGACACAGACAGCUCGGACGAUUUGUCCAGCGCGAAUUUGAGUGCCAGCAUGAAGAAGAAACAGCGCAAGGAGAAGAAGAAACAGAAGGGCAAGGAGGCGGCGCCCGCCCGCUUCGAUCCGCAGAAGAAAAUCAAAAUCGAUACGAGCAGCAAGUGCUAUGUGAAGGAGGAGGCGCCACGAUAUCCGCUCGUCGCCACACCACGUCCGCUGUGGAAGCGCGAGAAGAUCGUCUACUCGGAUGAGAAUACGGACGACGAGAGCAGCGAGGAGGGCAGCGAGGCGACCGGCGGCUCACUGGACGAGGAGAGCGACGAGGAUGACAGCGAUGCCUGCAGCAGCAGCAGCAGCGGCAGCUCCUCCGACUUUGACGAGGAGGCGGCCAGAGCAACUGAGAAACGAAACACAAAUGCCCCAGCAUCCAAUAUGAAUAAUACUAAUGCUUCGACGCCAGCGAGCAGCUCGACCACAGCGCCGGGCAGCCCCUCCGUCUCCAGCUCCCCAUCGAUCAUCCGGAUGAGCACGUGCAGCAACGAUUCCGGCUUCGAGGGCGGCACGGCGCCGUCCAGCCCCAAAAAGAUGUUAGGUAAGCGAUCGAGCGAAUAUCACUUCGACUGAGACGGCAUUCAUCGCAGCUGACA